Chara braunii is the source of this 1499-nucleotide messenger RNA. NCBI's taxonomy places the organism in Eukaryota, Viridiplantae, Streptophyta, Charophyceae, Charales, Characeae. The record is from the annotation of a GenBank genome assembly.
CCCAUCCGCCACGAGAUCAUCCUCGAGGACAGGACCGUACCUCCGCGCGGUUGCAUAUACCGAAUGAGCGAGGAAGAGUUAAGUGUGCUCCGCGCACAACUCGACGACCUUCUAGAGAAAGGCUGGAUUCGGCCUAGCUCACCACCAUACGGUGCUCCUGUUCUCUUCGUCCGGAAGGACCUGCGGUUGUGCAUCGAUUAUCGCAAGCUCAACGCGCAGACGAUCAGGAACGUCGGCCCUCUCCCACCCAUCGAUGAUCUUCUUGAGCGAUUGGGCGGCGCCCAGUUUUUCUCGAAGCUGGAUCUCAAGUCAGCGUACCACCAACUCGAGAUUCGCAAGGAGGACCGUUACAAGACCGCAUUCAAGCCACGGUAUCGGCAUUUUGAAUGGCUGGUUAUGCCAUUUGGCCUUACGAAUGCCCCGACCACCUUCCAAGUGGCUAUGACAACGGAGUUCCGACACAUGCUGGAUCGAUACGUACUUAUCUAUCUCGACGACAUCCUGGUGUACAGCCGGAGUUUGGAGGAGCAUGUGGAACACCUGCGCACCGUUUUGGAGCGGCUACGACAGGCCAAGUACAAAGCCAACCGCGACAAGUGUGAAUUCGCGCGGCAGGAGCAGGAGUACUUGGGCCAUUAUGUGACGCUGCAAGGCAUCUGUCCACUCGCGGACAAGAUCGAGGCCCUACGAGUAUGGCCCCAACCCACCAAUACCACGGACGUUCGUUCAUUCAUGGGAUUGGCGGGCUACUAUCAGCGACUCAUCACCGGAUACUCCAGGAUUGCUGCACCUAUGACGAGGUUACAGUCGCCAAAGGUGCCAUUCGUAUUCGAUGACGACGCACGCUGGUCAUUCCAAGUACUUAAGACGGCCAUGCUCAUGGCACCCGUCCUCAGCAUCUAUGACCCCACCUUGCCGACGAGAGUGACUACGGACGCUUCUGGCUAUGGCAUUGGGGCAGUCUUGGAACAACACGACGGCGAUGACUGGCACCAUGCGGAGUAUUUCAGCCACAAAGUGCCUCCCAUCAACUCGCUUGAUGAUGCAAGGAAGAAGGAGCUACUCGCGUUCGUCAUGGCUCUCAAGCGAUGGCGGCACUUCCUCCUUGGACGUCGUAGGUUCACAUGGGUUACGGACAACAAUCCAUUGACCGACUACAAGACGCAGGAUACGGUGAGCAGCACGAUCGGACGAUGGAUGUACUUCAUCGACCAGUUUGACUUCACACCGAAACAUCUACCCGGCCUCUCAAAUCGCGCAGUAGAUGCACUCUCGCGAAGACCAGAUCUUUGCGCUAUGGAGAAAACACACCCCCAUCUCCUCGAUGUCGUCUCUGAUGAUGGAAGCUCGCAUGCUUGCGGCGGAUACCACGUGGCAGCUGAUCGAAGGAUGAGGAAGGGGCACCGUGCAUGGAACUAAUACUCCGUUCCGAUCACGAAUGUGAACGGUGCGUUUGAAGAAGUUCACCGGGUGAUCCUCGCUUCGCAGCCAUGACAUGC